Messenger RNA from Mya arenaria, 1972 nucleotides. Its product is annotated as glycerol 3-phosphate dehydrogenase-like. The record is from RefSeq and is a predicted model, not a curated record. Lineage: Eukaryota; Metazoa; Mollusca; Bivalvia; Myida; Myidae. Gene Ontology annotation, molecular function: oxidoreductase activity. The coding region runs from base 64 to 1128 and encodes 354 amino acids. The transcript is spliced from 7 exons.
ACCUAUUUAUCCUUGAUCAAAACUGAAAGUAUAUAGAUAAAUCAAGUGCUCGAAUGCUGAAGGAUGGAUACAUAUGACGUCAUUGUUAUCGGCGGCGGAGUGACGGGGUGUGCCUGUCUGUUCGAACUGGCGUCAUGUGGGUAUUCGUGCCUUUUACUUGAGAAAAAUGACCAUCUGCUUGACGAGGCUAGCUCGGGAAACAGUGGGAUGCUGCACACGGGGUUUGACGCCGUGGAGCCACUGGAGAGUGACUGUAUCCGGGUGUGCCAGAAACGCGUCUUUCCCCUUGCCCGGAAGAUAGGGGUGCCCGUCAACCACAUCGGCGCCACCAUGGUCGCCUGGAGCCAGCAACAGCUACAGAACUUCGACAAAGUCAAAGAUAAUUCAAGACAGGUCGAUUGCAGUGAAGUCCGCGAACUGAGUGUAUCCGAGCUGUAUGCGCGGGAGUCGCGACUGGGCCCGGGGGCGCUAGGCGCCUUGCAUAUCCCUGGAGAGGCGGUCACCGACCCCUGGCUUCUCCCCAUCCUGCUAGCUAACGACGCACGGAAAAAGGGGGCUAGGCUGGUAUGCUGGUCACGUGUUGAGAGCUUGUCACGUGACGGAAACAAGUGGACAGUGGACUCCACUUCAGGGAAAUACAGGGGGAGAUGUGUGAUUAACUGUGGAGGCCUCUACGGUGAUAUUCUUGAAGGACUAGCGUGCGGACAGGCGUUUAGAAUCUUACCACGGAAAGGACAGUAUACAGUAUACUCGGCUGCGGCCUGUUCGAUUAUAAAGUCAAGCAUACUUCCGGUUCCAACGAGUGCCGGAAAAGGUGUUAUUGUGUUCCGUUCAGUGUACGAUAAUGUGGUGGUGGGGCCAACCAACGAAUACGUACAGAGCCGGGAGAGAGCGCCUAUUAACACUGACGUCACGCGGCGUCUCGCGGAAGUCGCAAGGAGCGUCGUCCCGGAUUUGACGUCACAUCCUAUCGUUACCAUGUACACGGGCGUGCGGCCAGCCACGAAGGACAAGGAUUACAUCAUACAUGGCGACAGAGAAAAGUAUAAGAAUAAACGGUGGGUGGGAUCCGAUCUACUGGAUUGUCGGGCUGUCUCGGCAUCGCAGAGCGCGUGGCCAACAUUAUAGCCGAGAGUUUUGACCUUACUCCCACCGGACGUAGGAAUUUGCACGUGGACCAGCCGGAAGUGACGUUCACUGGGUACAACACAGCCGUCGUCGACGGUUGGGAAAACAGGAUAACACAUCCUCUGACAUUAGCGGGCAAACAGCAAGAAGCGGCGGCCAAACUGUAGACACUGCCUGACGCAAAGAAAAUAUGCACGUGAAGUUUAGUUUUUUUGUUAUAUAUAAGAAAUACAAAAUCAUACGUUACCACACGUGUCAGUCGUUCUUCCUCUUAUGCAGUCAGAAGACACAGAGCUCAAACAAUUUGUAUGGUGUGCUUAAUAUAUUUUUGAGUUCACAACAGCUAAAUUUGAAGUUGUUGGGCGAAUUUCGUUUUGAUUAUACCUUUAUGUGUAUUUCAUUUUUAAUAUUGACCGCUACUGUUAUCAUAUAUUCACAAUGUCGUGGAUGUAGAUCGACACUAUACUGCUUAGUUAUAUUGGAACUGUAGUUAUGACCAAAUGUUGCUUGAAGAAUUACUUAGACCAAAUGAACGGCGGGGAAUCGUUGGAACUGAAGUAUUUUGUAAUAAGUUGAAAAAGUUUUUUCGUUAUGGUGCCAGGAGGUGAACGGUGAGUAUGAUCGGUUGUUUUUUUAUUUCCAGCUGUUCUACGCGCAUAAUAAAAGAUAAUGGGGGAAUGUAGUACCUCAUAGAAUUUACUUUCUCCCAAAAUUUGACCAUACUAGAAAUUUGUUUCUCCCACCUUAGAAAAGUAGAUCCAAAAAAUUGACCAUGCUAGAAAUUGCCAACGGGCAUAGAUAAAACAAGUACCUGUAUGGAACUCCUUUUUAUUGUCAUCACACA